Molecule: messenger RNA, 1505 nt
Organism: Trichoplusia ni (cabbage looper)
Lineage: Eukaryota; Metazoa; Arthropoda; Insecta; Lepidoptera; Noctuidae
Exons: 5
Molecular function (GO): serine-type endopeptidase activity
Source: RefSeq, a predicted model, not a curated record
UUUAAAAGUGCCGUUGCAGCGGGAUGUACCGGCGUGAACCACUGCAACUUCGUGCUCUAUGAGGACUACCCUCCCGCCAAAAGCUGGUCUCCGGGGGCUGUGUUUAUUAAAUACGCUUGUUUUGAUGACACAUUAUCAGUCCACUACUGCAACCGGGAGGUGGUGGUCCCGGAGGUCGGUGCCGACAGCGAGGGGUACAUCCGGACCCCCGGCUACCCUCACUUCUACGUCGGGGACGAGUGCCGCUGGCGGCUUAGGGUUAACCCCGAGCAGAGGGUUAGGGUCACCCUUCUUGAUGUUAGCUUGAGAAGCAUCGGUCCAUUUGAGAACCACUGCACGGACCACGUGAGUGUGUCUGAUCUGAACGGAGACUCCCUCUUGUCUUCGUGUGAGCAGGUGGAACUGCCUCUGAAGCUGACAUCCGUGACCAAUGUGGUGGAUGUGUUAGUCGAAGCGAAAUCCAAAGGCGCUUACCCCAAGAGAGGGGUGCUGUUGCAUUAUAAAAGUAUAGGUUGUGUAACGUUACCAGCGCCAUCUAACGGCUACCUUGUGUACCGCAACGAAGACGUGGCGCACUACAUGUGCGAUGUGAACUUUGUUUUCAUCGACACGCGACAGAGGGCGCGAUUAUUAUGGUGCUAUGAUGACAAUAGGUGGAAUGAUACAGUGCCUUUGUGUGUCGGUAAGUUAAAUAAUUCAUAUUUUGUUUUGUUGGAACUUUAUAGUUUUUUUGCAUUUACCAUUGCUAACUCCUUAUUGUUUAAGCAAAAUAAAGUAUUCCGUAGGUAAACAAAACAAGGUGAUUGUAGAGUUCGCAUGUGAAAACUAGAGUUGCAUAAAGAAAUUUCAAAGUUUAUAGUUCUGCAUUUGCAAGGUAAUACGAUACUUUGCCAAACUUUUUACAUAUAAUUAACCUUUUUUUGUUCAGCCAGUGUAAUCAUCGAAAUCUUUAACUCAACUGACUCUAGAAAUUAAAAAAAGCUAGUUGAAGAAAAACUCUAUUGAAAGCAACAAAGUACAUUCAAUCACUUCCAGGAACUUCCCAUAACCUUGCAAUUUAAAACCAGACACCAUAAAAUACCAUAGUGUAGCGUCAAACUUGUCAAUAACAAUAAACGCUUCCAAUAAAAACUUCUUUGAAUCAUUUUGAAGUCUUCGUGGGGAAGCGUGCAGAGCACAUGCGCGUAUUUCACAUCACCCCUCCCUUUUACACAACCCACACAACCCUAGUUAAAUAGAGACGACAAUAUUCACUGCAGUCGCGACAUGAUUAUUUACAAUCAAAAAUUUGACAUCAAAUUUUGACUUUAACUGCAUAGAAAUAAAGAUCAAAUUUGAUUGUCAUUAGCUGUUAUUAUUUUCAUCGUCAACUAAAGGGCUUCACAUCACUUCAGUGAUCAGUCGCUCGCGUUCUAGUAAAUAGGAUAUUCGUUCUUCGGUCGCCGUCGAGUACGUUCGGAGAGUUCGAAAUUCGAAUUACGAAUUUGUUCGUAACACGUGCUUUU